AUGAUGUUUAGCGGGACGCAGCAGAAGUGCAAGGUGUGCACCAAGACGGUGUACCCGAUGGACCAGCUCUCCACCGACGGCGUCGUCUUCCACCGCUCCUGCUUCAAGUGCCAGCACUGCAAGUCUACCCUCUCCCUGAGCAACUAUUCCUCGUUCGAAGGUGUGCCGUACUGCAAGGCCCAUUUCGAGCAGCUGUUCAAGGAGACCGGGAGUUACAACAAGAGCUUCCAAUCACAAUCACCCGCAAAGAUUACUCCGGAAAAGUUGGGCCCUGAGCUGACCAGAUCACCAAGCAAAGCUGCAAGGAUGUUUUCAGGAACACAAGACAAGUGUGCGACUUGCGGUAAAACUGCAUAUCCUCUUGAGAAGGUAACAGUUGAAGAAAAGUCCUACCAUAAGUCAUGCUUCAAAUGCUCCCACGGGGGCUGUGCGAUUACACCUUCCAACUAUGCAGCCUUGGAGGGCAUCCUCUACUGUAAACACCAUUUCUCUCAACUUUUCAAGGAGAAGGGAAGCUACAACCACUUGCUCAAGUGCGCGUCAGUCAAGCGCGCUGCUGAAGCACAGCCAGAACAACCAGCCUCUGAUUCCUCCUGA
Messenger RNA from Miscanthus lutarioriparius, 597 nucleotides. Lineage: Eukaryota; Viridiplantae; Streptophyta; Magnoliopsida; Poales; Poaceae. The record is from the annotation of a GenBank genome assembly.